GGCUGGGAGGCGCUUCUGCGGCGCUGCGGGAGGCACGGGGAGUGGCGGUGGGGGCUGCCUUGUGCUGAGCUCACCAACAGCUCCGGAAAGGUUUUUGCAGGGCCCUCCCUGAUCCGUCGGUGUCAGGUUGGUUUUCGGCUAAAUGUAUCUUUCAGACAGCCCCUCGGCAGUGACUGGACCGAAGAAAACCUGAGACAGAUGCUGCUUUUCUGUUGCUGUUGGAUUUGUUGGAGGCUGUGGGUACCUGCUUGGUGGUGCUUGCAGCAAUAGCUCCAUGCCAGGAGACGGUGACUUCCAGGAGCUCCUCUCUACUUCCCUUAAGGAGGAGCUGUGGGUAUCUGCUGCUCUAAACAAAAAAUCACAUCUGUCAUAUGGUUAAGCACUUGAAAAAGUGCUUGGAAACAUGGCAAAAUUGCCAUCCUUGCAUAAGGACAAAUUUACUUGAAUGUGGGCCUGUGAAGCUGGCUACAGCUUUUAUUUCUGAGAAAUAAGUUGAACUCGAGAUUUACAAAGAUCUCUUCCAGCCUGAGUUUUAUCUUUUUCUUUUACACUUCUGGGACCCAGGUGGUUACUUUGGUCACUAAGGCAACCAAGUCUCUUUUGCAAUGACCACAGAAUUACUUUCUCUGGUGCAUAAUCCAUCAUGUGAAUCUUUCCUACUGGAUGAAGAACUAACAGUUUCUGUAGCAGUGAUGAUAUAACUGGGAUUGGCUUAUUUACCUAGAGAAUUUCCUGUUUCAAUCUACUUCCUUAAAGAGAUGAAGAAAGGACCAGAAAGCGAAGCAUGUGCACUUGCUGCUCCAGGCAAUUUAGUGGAGUCAGAUCCAGACACUAAUAGCAACAAUGGAACCUCAGCAAGAGAGAAAGACAUUCUUCCUUCUCCCGGAGAACAGACAACCAGCGCAGAGACAUCAAGAAAGAAGCUCUGUGGUUAUUUAAAUAAGCUGGGCAUCAAGGGGCCAAUCAAGACCUGGAAGUCUCGCUGGUUCUUUUACGAUGAAAACAAAUGUCGCUUACUGUACUACAGAACUGCCCAGGACAUUAAUCCUUUGGGGUCUAUUGAUCUCUCCAGUGCCAGCUUUGACUGCAAAAUGGAAAAUGGGGAAGGAGUUUUUGAGAUCAGAACACCGAGCAGAGCUUUUACUUUGAAGGCAAUCAGCAAACAGGCAAUGAUGUACUGGCUGCAGCAGCUGCAAAUGAGACGUUGGGAAUUUUGCAACAUUCAGAGCAGAUUUCCUGUGGGCAGCUCCCAGCUUGUGAAUGAACCUCUGGCUGGAAGAACAAUUGACAAUGAAGACUUUCUGCCUCUUGUGAAAACACCAACAGAAGCAGUGGGUUUAAAGGCAGCAUCUUUGCCUGCACCCCAAACAUCUACUGCUUUGCAGAACAUCUCCCUUAAACACCCUUGGACGGAGAUACAAAACACUGUCUACAACAUUUGUGGCUCCAAGCAGCUCUGGGGGAGCAAUGGGAAUGUCUUUAGCUUUAAUGAAUUCCAAGAGCAUCCUGAGAAUGUGGAUGAGGAGCAAGAGGCAGAAGGUACAGUUAAGGAAGGGACCCUGGAAGAUGGGAGGAUGGGGCCCAGGCUGAAGUGGAUUAGGAAAGCCAGGUGGAUGAACAGUGGCUUCCCAGGCUCUGAAGAACUGUUGAGGGAGAAGAACUCAGUGGAUAAAGUGAAUGACCUUCAGCAACAGAUUCUGACACUCACAGAGGAAGUCAAGUCACAGAAGGAACUGGUCAAACUUCUCCACAAAGCUCUGGAGGCAGCCCAGCAAGAGAAGCGAGUAUCUAGCAUGUAUCUCACAGUAGCAGAAGAUAAGGACAGGCUGGAGCUGGUGUGCCACAAAGUGAGACAAAUUGCAGAUCUGACAAGUCGACUGGAAGCUCUUGAACAAGAAAAGAAGGAACUGGAGCAGAUACUGACUUUGAGAGACAGCCAUAUCCAGGAGCUCAAGGAACACGUGCAGCUUCUGAUGGAGAAGAACCAUGCCAAACAGGAAGUCAUCAUGACCUUGACAGAGCAGAUGGCCCGAAAACUCUCUGACCCUCUGCAAGAAGCUAACACUAUCACUGUAGAGACAUUGUAUAAGCAGCAGGAGGAGAUUGAGCAUCUGAAGGAUGAUAUUGAUGCAUACAAAACCCAGAACCAGUUUCUCAAUUCUGAGAUCCACCAGGUUACUCGACUCUGGACAAGUGUUGCUGAGAAUGAAAAAGCUCUUCUGAUGAAGUGUGCCUGCCUGCAAGCAAGAAACUGCCAGAUGGAGAGCAAAUACCUGACAGUUUUGAGAAAGCUGCAGGAGGCUGUGCCUGGCCUGCCCAACUUGCAUGCUGAACUGGUGAAGAACCUCAUCCGGGAAGCUCUCCAGUGGGAUGUGAAGGAAGAAGCAGAAGGUCUUAACUUGAACCCUGUAAGUGAGUAUGAUGAGUAUGGGUUUAUGACUGUACCUGACUAUGAAAUUGAGGACUGGAAACUUCUGGCCAGAAUCCAAGCCCUUGAGAUAAAGUCCAACAAACUGUGGAGCCAGGAAAUAGUGGAGAAGCCCCUCCGUGACAGAUGGAACAGCAUUGGAGAGCUGAACCCCUCUGCAGAGCUGAAGAGCUUAAUUCGAAAUGGCAUCCCAGUGGAGCAUCGUCAGUGGGUGUGGAGCUGGAUGGUCAGCCGGCACUGCAGCCCAGUGCCUGGCCACUACCAGCGGCUGCUGGAGCAGAGCAGGAGCACUGAGCACCCGGCCUGCCGGCAGAUUGAGCUUGACCUACCCCGUACACUGACCAACAACAAGCAUUUCUCCUCUCCCACCUCCCAGCUCAUCCCCAGGCUCCGGAGGGUGUUAGUGGCAUUCUCCUGGCACAAUCCUGCCAUUGGGUACUGCCAGGGAUUGAACAGAUUGGCAGCUGUUGCUCUCCUGGUCCUAGAAGAUGAGGAAAGUGCUUUCUGGUGUCUAGUCUAUAUUGUGGAGAACCUAAUGCCAGCAGACUACUACAGCGAGACACUAAUAACAUCACAGGUAGAUCAGAGAGUCUUCAAAGACUUCCUGUCCGAGAAGCUGCCUUGCCUCAUGGCUCAUUUUGAACAGUAUCAGAUUGAUGUCUCACUCAUCACCUUCAACUGGUUUCUUGUGGCCUUUGUGGACAGCUUGGUCAGCGACAUCCUCCUGCGAGUGUGGGAUGCCUUCUUGUAUGAGGGAACUAAGGUAAUUUUCCGCUAUGCUCUUGCGAUUUUUAAAUACAAUGAGGAGGAAAUCCUAAGAAUUCAUGACAGUGUGGAGAUCUACCAGUAUCUACGCUUCUUCACAAGGAUGAUCACGGACGGCAGGAAGCUGAUGAACAUUGCCUUCAAUGACUUAAACCCCUUCCCCAUGAAACUGCUGAGGAACCGUCGGUCAAUGCACAGAGAAGAGCUGGAGGCAGAGCUGCGUGAACUUGAACAGAUCAAGGCAGCCUAUGUGAAAGGGAGAGCAGAGCAAGGACCUCAAGACUUGGAGGAGGCAGUUAGUGAAGAGGAAGAAGAGAGCUAGCAAAAAGAGAGUUCAUCAUCACUUCCCUCCCAUACUGCAGAAGUCAUCAGUAGCAACUGUCAGUGAGAAAUGGACCACAGGAGGAAGCGUGGUCACAGGAGCUCGUGUACCCCAAUAAGCAAGGCUGUAUGGGACCAUUUGGAGACCAAGUCAGUUUUAUAAUGGAUUGGAAGGUGUCAGAGGAGUUUAAUCCUCUUCUAUAUUUCUCCCCAUUUAGCCCAUCCUGUCCUGUGCAGUUCAGGAUUACAGCUGAGGGUGCAGAAGAAAUAUCAGUUGUGGUGUCAUGACAGGAACUGACAUGAUGCAAAAGACCAAGCAGGGCUUUUAUUCAUUUUUGGAUGGACGCUUGAAUGAGGUCUUUACUACAAGUAAAAUCUCCAGAGAUAAUGAACCAAGAACACUCCCUUGUUACCUAAACCUUCUGAAUUGGUCAGGAAAAAAACUUCUCUUAAACAGCAUGGUGCCUUCAUUGUCCAGCCUGCCAGGAGAGUGUGUUUUUAACAUUGUUACUGAUCAAGACACUGUCUCCAGAUGAGUGUUGGGUCUGUGGAGGUUCUGAAAGCUGGAGGACAUCAGCCCAUGGGAUGUAGGCUGGGACCAGGAAACAGAUCGUGGGAGAGUAGAGUUGCUUCUCCUGUAGGAAGUUCAUGGGAGCACAAGGUGUGUCUUCUGCUUUGCUGGGAAAUGUUGUGAGCUUUCUCUCCUCAUGUUUAGCUUUUAGGCCCUGGCAUCACUCUGUGCUGGUGAGUUUGCUCCAUGGAGGAACUCUAAUCUCUGUAUGAAACCAGCCUUCCUGUAGGUAGGGCCAAGUGUUAUGUGGACUUUUACUGGGGAUGGCUGGAUUUUCUGAUAGUCUCACUCCUGGCCAUCUCCUGUCCCAUGGUUACAGUCCUCCUGUGCUGGAUUUUUAUAUUGAUAUCCCUGUCUCUGACUUCCAUUCAUUAUGAGAGGGACAAGGGCUUUUCCGUAGGAGUUUAUGAUAUUGAAGGUGUUUUGUCCAUGGCAUAUGGCUGGUAGUGAACCUGAAAACCCUUGGAACAAGGUCACAAAAGAUGACCUGAUAUUCUUUAGAAAAAAACCUUAAUGUCCCCUGAACCAAGGAGCUGGCCUCCAUGGGUCUAGCACACAGAGAAGCCCUAUGGGGUCUCAUAGCCUUCUGCCCUGCCUCCAGGCUCAGCCAUUCCCUGCUUGUGCAGCUGAGCUCUCCACUGACCCAGGAUGAGUCAACGAUUUAGAUAAAUACAACUUAUUUUCCUUAACAUGAUGCCAGAUCCUGCUGCCUCACUUUCCUGCUGAGUGGUGUAUUACUCCAGGUGUACCUGCAGUGCUGGCACAGAUAGCAUGCAGCAGACACUGCUGUAAGGGGGAGGCUCUAUGUUUUUAGACUGACCUUGAACGCAAAUGGCUUAUGCUUUCUUUAACUAGCUGGCGGUUAAUAACCCAGCCCUUCAAGUUGUCAGUACUUGUAGAGAGGAAGGAAAGGGAGGAAUUCAUAGCCCACAGUGUUCUCAGCCCCGUUCUUCUUGGGCUGUAGCCAAGACGACAGACUCUAGGGGAAUCAUUGCCUAUUCACCUGGGACACAUGGUCUGCCUCACUGGACAAAUCAGCCACUUUCAAUGCCUUAUAGAAGACUGAGAUGGGAGAGACCUGUGGAGGUCAACCACACAGCAGAGAAGGAAUCAAAGUGGAAGUGAAGUUUUGGGAAGAGUGGAUAGAUCCCCGAAGGUUUAUUUAUAGACUUAUGUUCAUGAGUGCACACAGAAUUUAGCCAUUGUUACAGACAUUAUCUUCUAAAUCAAGACCAUGAAAAUUAGACGUUUACUUACAAUUUUGUUUCCUAGAGCUUUCUGCAACAGCUUAAGAAUCUUUCCUCCUGAUUUGCCCUUAUGUUUAAUAAUAAAGGCAUUUGAAACAUGUAUUAUUAGACUAAACCACAGCCUGACUAUGGUCUCUGUGAUACAUAAACUCAUCUGACAUAGACCUAAAGAUCAAGAUACUGAUCCUGAUGGAGAAUUCUGAAAAUAAUUUUUAAAUUAAAUUGGAAGGGAAGGACAUGUGAGGGUUGUUUUAAAGUUUCUUUUCUUUUGUGUCUUACUCAGCUCUUGGUUUUGGUCCAAAUAUAUUUGCUGAGGACCAUCUUCUCUGGUCCUAUUGAUAAGCAAUCGUGGUCAUUCUUUAUUAAACUGUGGUGGAUGUAGGAAUGUCUGCAAAGCCUAUAAAGACCUGCACCUUGGAGCCAAGCUGACUUGUCCUCAUGGGCUCUCAUCUACUUUCCUUCUGCUUCAUAAAUUUCAGUAGUACUGAAUAGCACUGAACUCAAAUCACAAAAUUACAGUUGGGCCAGACACAAAUCCCUCAAGCCCCUGCAAGACCUGCAGUGACUAUCAGUCAAUGCCAUGGGUGUUUUGAAUCUCUUGGUUACCUCUGCAUGAAGUGCUCAAGAAUGAUUUGUGCUGCCACUGCCAACUGUUGUGGCUGGGAAACAGUUUGACCUAGUUAUGCAGCCCAGCAGCUCCUUCUGCCUGUGCUGGCACCUGUGCAUAAAACAGGUGUCUUUCUACCUAGAGCCAGACUUUGCUGAGCUUUGCUGUAUGCGUAACAUUACUUAUGAAAUUAAGCUUUCUAUCUCUGAAUUAACCUAAAUCUUGGCAUACUAGCUCCAACCUUAAAAAGGAGGGUUUUGAUUUCCACACCCACCCUCCUCCCUAUGAUAUGCCAUUAACUUGUAAGUUCACUUUGUUGCAGGAUCUUGUGGUCGCCAAAAGUUCAUAGGGUUUGAGAGGAUGAAUUGGUGGAGUGGUGCCAAACAUACAUAAAGCCACUGCUGGCUCAAUAAUUCCCUGAGCUGCCAAUAAGAAGAGUCUGUAAAGCUUCCCUUUUUGGCCUGGAUGGUGUUGGGCUGGCAGGAUCUAUACCUUCAUAUGCUGCAGCUAAGCCCUGUAUUCUGGUGUGCUGCCAGAGUGGCAAAAGGCACUACUGGGGAGGUUGUUUCUGGGUUAAUGUUUAGCCUAAGCUUGAGCAUCUCAUCCAGGGUGAAGGUGACAGCUAAGGGGCAAGGCAUUUUUCCAUGGGAGGAUAGCAACAACACGCUGUAGGAGGAACUAUACCACAGUGCUGAGGUUUCUUUUCCAGUCUGCAGGCCGGGCAACCUCCUGCCACCAUCACAGACACAAGACCUUGGGCUUGUCUCUUCCCAUUUAAGAGCUCACUUGUGGCCUGAGAUGAUGCUGAGAUUUCUCCAGCCAUCUUCCAGUGCUAAGAGCUCCUUUACAAAACAUUAGUUCUGGUUGGUCUAUGGACAUGCCAAGUGCAAGAAGACAAACCACUUUCCCAUGACCAAGCCACAGUGCUGCAGCUGAUAUAAUGCCAUGCAAGAUAAUUUAACUCCUUUCCUAGAGUUCAAUCAGAGGCUGGAGAUGCUGAAUCAUGAGAUUAUCCAUGUGCUUUCUGUUCAACCUCAGGAGCUCUCUCGAGGGGAAAACAGCACAGUGGUUGGUCAGUGGAAGAGAAGGUAUUGCUAACCAUGACACAUUUGGGGUGAGAGGUACCAUACUCUGCUGCAGCCAGAUGUUUGCUUUGGUCACAUGGUCCACUACCUUUGAGAUGAAGUCCCUAUUUCUCCUUGUUAUUAAAUGACUGCUUCCUCUGAAGUGCAAAGUCUGUCUUUGAGACUCCAGCUCUUGGAUCAGUAUCUGCUCUGGUUUUGAGCUUAAUUUUUAUGACACAGAACCUCUGGCACAUUCUGGUGUCAAGCUGUUGGAAGCUUGGAGACUUGAAGCAAUAUCCAGGGUAAGCAGAAUUAAAUUUCAAGCCCCCUUGUAAUACCAAAAUUGUCCAGAUUAAAGCUUUCUAACACAGUUUUGAGUAUUAGAAAGCAGCUUUCUUUAUCACAGUGUGCUGGUCACUCAGAGAAUCCUUCUUCUAACUGAGUAUGCCUGGGCAUUGGGUAAAUGCUCAAAACUGAGUUUUUAAUCAUACACACUGAUGACACACUCGUUGGCUAUCCCUGCUUACUUGAUGUAUGUGUGUUUAUUUUACAUAGUUGCACCCCUUAUUGGAAGUCCCUAAGUUCGUCAGGGUUUGUCUUCAAUGUCCAGUAUCCUUUUUAGGUGGCUGUUCCUCAACUCUCAUUUUGAAUAAGUGAAAUAUUGUUGCUUUGCAUAACUUCAGCUUUGUCAGCCUUGCAAAACUAAGCUGGCAUCUUGUUAUGUUUUGCAUGAGUUUUUUGUCUACUCCUCCAAGACUACAUUGUUCCCUUUAUUUAAAAAGAAUAAAAUGUUCUGUUCUACUGUCCUUA
Molecule: messenger RNA, 7813 nt
Organism: Taeniopygia guttata (zebra finch)
Lineage: Eukaryota; Metazoa; Chordata; Aves; Passeriformes; Estrildidae
Source: RefSeq, a predicted model, not a curated record